Messenger RNA from Poecilia latipinna (sailfin molly), 5579 nucleotides. Its product is annotated as sickle tail protein homolog. Gene Ontology annotation, cellular component: cytoplasm. Bases 763 to 5439 code for a protein of 1558 amino acids. The transcript is spliced from 18 exons. NCBI's taxonomy places the organism in Eukaryota, Metazoa, Chordata, Actinopteri, Cyprinodontiformes, Poeciliidae. The record is from RefSeq and is a predicted model, not a curated record.
CUACAUCAGUCACCUUCACACGAGGCUGUAAAGCCAGAGCAAGUCUACCUGCAGCACGUUCCAGCUGUCAAACAAGAGACAAGCUACCAGGUAGACAGAAACACAUGCACUCAACUGCACAUUAAAGCAACACAUAUCAUUAACAUAGGUGACAGCAGUUGAUGUUUCUGAACAUGGUGUUCAUUUUCUCACAUUUAGACCCACUGAGCUGGUGCUUCUUCACACUGUCAUACAGGAUAGAAAACAGUGUGACAGGAGCAUUUCAUUUCAAACUCCUUAAAAGGUUUAUGGAAUGAUUGCACGUUGACAUCUUGAAGGAAGGAAGUUUUUUUUUAUAUACAUAAAAAAGCAAAAAAGAAAGCCUGACUUUUUCUGCAUUUUGGCCUGUUUUCCACCACUGGAGAACCUGACAUCUGCUGUGAGCUGCAUGGGUCAAGGUUUCUACAACAUAUUUUUGCAGAAUGUCUCUUCAAGUUGAAAGGACUGCUAAGCUUUGCAGACCUACAACCAGGAUUCAGUUGCAUAUCAAUUAUGAUACAGCCAGAUGCCACUGAUUACAGAAUGCCAGUUGAUAAAAAGUUGAAGAAAGCAGCAGAUUGCAUCAAGUCUUCAUUUUGGUACAUUCAUUCAUCCUGAGCCAGCAUGCUGUGGUGGAAUCACUCUCUUAACAGGAAAACAUCUUAAAAAAAAACAAGCUUAGGAUGAGUCAACCUGGCCCAGAAUAAGUGACCUAGAUAAACUUUUGCCACCUCUGAGUAAAAUAUGUUUUACCAAAUUAGAAGGAGAUGGAGGGAGUGUUUUAUCCUGCAUUUGAUGAAAUGUAUUUCUGAAGCUAAAAUCACAUUUUCAACUUUUUUCUGUUUAUUUGUAUUUAGUUUAUUCUUCUCUACUCCAGGGUUUACAAGCCCAUACUUCUCCUGCUGUGACAGUUCUGUUAAGUUCUGCCUGUGUGUGCUGUCAGGUGUGCUUUUCCUGCAGUAUGAGGGGGAGACAAAGCAGGUCAUGAUUUCAACUGAAGUCAGCAGCCAAGACACCCUGCAGGCUCUGUUUGUCACUGCCUUUCCCCAUCAGCUCACCAUGAAGAUGCUGCAGCCUCCAAACAUGGCCAUCUGUAUCAAGGACACCAAGUGUAACAUGUACCAUGACCUGGAGGACCUCAGAGACAUAACACCAAAUUCCUGUCUGAAAGCGUAUCAUAAAGACCCUGUCCAUGUGUUCUGCCCCUCUGCCAGGCCUGCCAACUCUGAAGGAAUGCAGAUAUCUAAGGAGGUGCUGUACGGAAGUCACAGUCCGAUCCACAGCAAGCAUUCAUCCGGCCGCAACACCCUGCACAGUUUGCAGGGAUCAAUGUCCCCACUGAUGGUCCGCUCCAUGCCCUCCUCUCCUUCCAGACCGGCUUAUGGUGGAGGUGGCUUCCUCAGAAAAAUAGGAAUGGUAGACCCAGGCGGUACCACAAUUCCACAUGAAUGUCAGCCUGGGCGAGGGCGGUCCAGCACCGUGUUCUCCAGCAGUAGUGCCAUACUGGAGAGAAGGGAUGUAAAGCCUGACGGAGACUUGAGUAAAAGCACAGCCUUGGUGCUGCGUGGAAAUGGUGGAUCACAUUACCCUGAGUACUACCGUUCAGCCUCAGUGGAAGUAGGAAGAGGUCACCACAGCAUUUCCUCCUAUUGUAGCAGUCCUCCCAUGCUAACUGGAGGAACAGCGGAGGUAGGGGUGCUUGGGAUCCCUGGUGGGCUGCAACAGCACCGAGCCUCAAUCAAACCCCUGAUGGUCCAUGGGGAAAGCAACUCUCUUCACAGACAGAAGAACAGGAAGUAUGGAGACAGUCAGAUUCAUUCACUCGGAUACAAAAGUCCUCCGCCCUCCCCUCACAAAGGGAAUGAAGUCAGGAUGUUCAAUGGACAGGUGAUUGGAGGUGCAAGCCAAGUGUCUCCACAGAGUAUGUCACCUAUUCACCGCUCCCUAGAACACAACAGUAGUGGGCUCACAGUGGAUGUAAUAAACAGAAGAGGCUCAUCAUCCUCUACCUCAUCAGUAUUUCUUGACAGUCCUCUGGGUCAACCUGAAACUCUUUUUCCGGCCCAUAUUACUGCUUGUAAUGUCCAAAGUGAGAGAAUGAGAGCCAUGGAAGAGCAGAUAGCCAGUCUAGCAGGACUGGUGCACCACGCUCUGUCCAUGAAGUCAGAUGUUCUAGGACAAAAGGACCUUAUCAGUCAGAGUCCUGAAGACAAACUCCUCAGCAAUCGACUUGAGGCAUUAUCUGAGUCAAAGAUGACUGCUAUGACUGAAAGCUCCAGCCCCACUCCUCUCGCCCUCGGGGUCGCUCCCUUUGAUGGUGGACUGCGACACAACUUGAUGUCUGUGAAGAGACAUAUUUGUGAGCUGCGGCUGCAACUCAGUCAACUCAAGUGUUUACAGCUAGCCAACAUGGAGAGUGUGAGUUCAAUGCUGCGUAUGGCAGGUCCGGAGCUGGUGAUAUUGAUGUGUGAGAAGCUGGCCCAAUUUGAGGAUGCAGCAUACAGACAGAGAGCUGAGAUGGAUGAGGACAGGAUCCGCUACCUCACCUCUGAGGAGAAAAUCCUCACACAGCUUAGUGAACUGGAAGACUUUGUGGAGUGUUUGGAAAGCUCCUCUUCUGUCCAUGGCCAGCCAUCCUUCACACUCAGAGAUGUGGAGGAGGGAGCAGUCAGCCUGCAAAGGCUUGGAGAGGCUCUGGCUGUCCUCAAAGGAGAAUUUCCAGUGCUGCAGGCAAAAAUGCGUUCAGUGCUGAGGCUGGAAGUGGAGGCAGUGCGCUUCCUGAAAGAAGAACCUCACAUGAUGGACUCCAUGUUGAAAAGGGUCAAAGUGCUGACUGAAUCUUUUAGCUCUCUCCGCAGACUUGUGUCCGAUUCAGCACCCUCAGCAAAAUCCGUUCAAGUGGAGCCUCUGAAAGUACACAACCAGGAAAUGGCAAUGACUCAGAGCACACGCAGUUCACCCAAACCACAGCCUCGGCACUCAGUCAAAGCCCCCCCACCCAAGAGCCAGGCUGAGAAUAGUUCAAGAGCCUCAGCCUCCCCCAGCAGAAUGAAGAGCACAGUCACCUCCAAUCAACACAACAGCUCUCCUACGACACCCAGUCAUGGACUAGACUUGAUCAGUGUAGUCAAGAAUACACACAGACCAACUCCAGAGGGCAGUGUGUGUGUAGAUAUCAGGAGUGUAAACCAGUCCAGUACCAGCCAAGACCCCCAGCAGGAGAGUAAUGAUCCCAGUCACAGCCAGUCAGUCCACCUUCAGGAGACACCAAACACUGAUACAAAAUCUAUAGUGGAUGUGCCAGAGUACACUGCCUCAGGAACGAAGUCUCCCUCUGCAUCACCGUCACAGCAGAACACUCCUGUGGAGUUGAUUCAUGGAGCAGAUAUUUCUGAAACCCAGAAAAACACAACUUUAAAGCAAAGUGUUGUUGUGGACUCCAGGGAGAGAAGAAGUUCAAACACAGAUGUUGCUGAUCCACCUGCAGCUGUUUGUCCACCAGCAGAGAGCAGCAGGCGGCCACAGGCGGAGAAACCCCGCCACUCCACUGACAAGAGGCAGGCCAGCAAGUUCCCUCCUCCCCCACAGAGUGUCUCUUCUUCGUUUAGAUCAGGAGAACCAAUCAUCAUCACUUCCAGAGAGACUGAUGGGAUUCAGGUGUCUAAAGAAAUAUCAAAUAUAAUUCAUCUGCCAAGUGGAAAUGGAAAGACACCUCCACCCGUUACCAAAAUGUGUCCCUCUGACAUGGCAAAAUGUGGACAGAGGUUCACUCCUCAGUUUGAACAUCCAAACGUCUCUUCUUUUAAAGCCCAGAUUCCAGGUGUGGUGACAGCGUUUCACAGGGCUAAGAUAACAACAAGUUUAGCCAAGAUGGAGGUUCAGCAAGUGCCUUCCUUAAACUGCACCACGGUGGCGAAGGUGUGGACAGGGGAGAGGGAGCUGCUUACACUUCCAGCCAAACAGACAGAAGAUAUUCUUGUUAUGAACGUGCCUGAUCAGUGUGAGGACGAAGCAGUUGGACAUAUACUCUCCUCAGCUGUGGCUGAAAAGCUUGUAAUUCCUCUAAAAGAACAAAAUCAAAGUCCUAAACAGACAAAUGCAUUUAUCAAGAAUCCUCUUGAUGAGAGGGCGAAUGGAAUGUUGGUUUCAUGUUUACAAAACGAAAAUGUUCAUGAGGAGCGCCGGAUCCAGCUGUCGCCAAGGUUAGGGCCAAAGCAGCUCUGGAGUUCUGCUCACGAACAUGAAACUUCUCCUUCAGUCCCCAAACCGUUCUCCCGUUCGUCUGAUGUCGCCUACGGGCCAAGCAGCACGCAGCAGGAACAAGAUGCAGCUUUACAAGGAUCCAGAGAUCAACCAGCAUGGAGAGAAGGAGGAAGCCUGAUCUUCACAGCUACAGAUGACAGAGCAGCUCUUCUUUCUCCACAGACUCCUGAAUGUAUUCAUAGAAUCCCCCAUACACACAUUAGUUCACAGUUUGGUAAGGAGGAGCCAGGUAAUAUGACUGAUUUUGAAGGCUCUUACAUGGAACAUAUUCAUUGUGGUUUUCAAGAUAAUGAUGAAUCUGAUGAAGACUCUGUGAUAGUUUUCAUAGAGGACCCUGAGCCCUUUUAUGUUCCUCUGUCUACCAUCUUUGAGUGUGAGGAAGAGGAUGAGGAGCUUCUGGCUCACAACAGGACUCUGGAGGAAGAACUAGAUCUGAAAUUAAAAUCUCCCACUGGACCUGAUUCUGACAUCUUAGGAAAUAUGAAGACUUCUCCUCAAUCUGCAUCAUUUUGUGACUCUGUUUCUAAAAUCCAAGGCCUGGAUCAGACAAAUAUGAACAUGAAAAUGUGCUCCAAAAAAAAAUUUAGUAUAAAGUUCCCCAAAAACAAACUGGCUGCCCUCAGCCAGGUAAUCCAAACAGGAACAAACAAAAAAGGGAAAAAGGUUUCUAAAAUAGUUGCACGUGACGAAGAGCAGAAAGCAGGAAACAGACCAGUCACAGAAAGCAAACAGACCAAUGAGGUGAGUCAACAAUUCCUCCCAGACAAUUCCUCUGACAGAGACAUCACUGCAGGUACAAGCCUCUCAAAGUCGUACCCUCGGGUGGAGGAGCUCCGCAAGAACACCUUAGAAUCAAUGAACAGUUUGGAGGAGUCCAUCAAGCAACUGGAACUCAGUGUGGAAAGCAUAAAUCCCUCAUCUGAUGGAGCUCAACUUAAAGGAAGAGUGAAAGAAAACAAGGGCAGAUCUCCCUCCAAAACAGCAGCCAGUCAGACCGUGAAGAGUAAGAGAGUCAGACCACAGCCUCUGCUCAGCUCAACCAGCCAACAGAGCUCCAACACAUCUACUGAGCGGCCCCACAACAAGCUACAGCACGCCCCCUGUGGGUCACCUGAGGGAAGGGCAGAAGUUCUGCAACAGAUCAACAAAAACAGGUAAACAAGAAAAGAAUCCUCUCAAAGUGCUAAAGUAAAAGGAAGCAAACUAUCCAUACUUGAAAGUAGCAUCUUACCGUUUACAGUAACACUUUAUUUGAAGGGGGUGAAUAAGACUGUCAUGACACUGUCAUAAACAUGUCA